AUGGAACAGUGGCAGUGGGCAUAUCUGAAUCGUCCGGAUUUGUCCCGAUUUCCCGAGGAUACAGGUUCAACCCAGGAGAAGCCCGAGUCGGACGACAUGGUCCCUUUUGCGAUGUCUCAUCUCGAGUGGUUCUCCCUGGUCUCGGCUCUGCAUACAUGCUUCUGCCGGUACGUCAGUCCUCCGGUCUCUGGCUCUUUCCUCCCCGUCUCCGAGGCCGUGCGACACUUCCUCGAUCAACCGCCAAGGUCCGAUAGAGCAAGGCCCAGAAUCCAGAAGACCAGCAAAACGCAAGACCAAGAGACAAAGAUCAUGUUGAGACGGCCUCCGACAAACCUCGCGCUGAGCGAAGACGAUAUUAACUCCCACCUACAGCGCAUCCUUCACCGGACGAUUCUCCCGGUAAACAUGGAGCAGCUCAGCCUAGAGGAUCCGAACCAGUGUUACGACGCUCGCCACGGUCCCUCGUCUGAUGACUACACCCCAGCGGUCGACAAAUCUGCUGGCUUCGGUCAUCGCACGCAUGGUUCGAUCGGGGGUUCAUCGUGCAUGGGUCACUUCUCGUCUACUUCAACUCCAACGCAGCCGGCCCUCCCUGCUUCGAAGAACGGUUCGACCCACCGAACUACCAUUGAGCCACACAAGGCUCCCACAACCACCGAACUGAUAUCAUCUAUUCUCCCGCAGCAUCGAGCCGCUCGGCCUCGCGAGCCCUCGCGUCCCAGAACCAAACUGACCAUUCCUCCACAAGAGUUUCUCAAUCGCCGCAUCCUUCCAUCCCCCGAUGGCAGAAAAGGUCUGCCUGUCCCUCUCAAAGAAGCGCCAUUUCGCGCGAAGGGGGCGCGCGACUAA
Molecule: messenger RNA, 849 nt
Organism: Penicillium canariense
Lineage: Eukaryota; Fungi; Ascomycota; Eurotiomycetes; Eurotiales; Aspergillaceae
Exons: 1
Coding region: 1-849 (282 amino acids)
Source: RefSeq, a predicted model, not a curated record